Messenger RNA from Manduca sexta (tobacco hornworm), 2356 nucleotides. RefSeq names its product pyruvate dehydrogenase [acetyl-transferring]-phosphatase 1, mitochondrial (gene Pdp). NCBI's taxonomy places the organism in Eukaryota, Metazoa, Arthropoda, Insecta, Lepidoptera, Sphingidae. The record is from RefSeq and is a predicted model, not a curated record. Gene Ontology annotation, biological process: protein dephosphorylation. Gene Ontology annotation, molecular function: protein serine/threonine phosphatase activity; cation binding. Bases 231 to 1742 code for a protein of 503 amino acids. The transcript is spliced from 4 exons.
AUCACUUGUCAAAUUAAAAAUGGAGGUUUAGUAUGAAAUUUGAGAUAGGUAUAGGUAUUUGUCCAGGAAAAACAAUUUGUAUGCGUUAUUUUGAUAUAAAUAAAGAUUCAGAAUAGUAAUGUAAAUGUGUAUAUGAAGUAUGUUUUAGUUUCUAUAGUUUUUUGAACUAUCAAAUUAUAAUUAGCGCUUGCAUAACAUGCCAGUGCCCGGCUGAAGUCUAUAUAGUAAAUAUGAAUUUUUCGAAUAUAAAAAUUAUCCUGAACACUUUAAAUUCCCACAUGAAACUCGAUCUGGGCAUCAAGUACAAACUGUUAAGUAAAUGGUGUAAGGAACAUAACAUUGUGUAUCAGGAGUUUUGUGUUACAUCUACUCUUAACCGCCGUUUCCAUUCGUCGCAAAGAUCUGCCCAACCUCAAAAAGAUACCACUCUAUUACCUUCACCGCAAGAAGUGACAUCUAUUCUCCGACAAAAUGAAUUCAAUAAAGAACUAUCCUCGGGCUCAGUCAAGUCUUAUGAUUCAAAUCAAUUGGCUUCCAACGAUCCUAUUGAGGACACAAGGAGCGAAGCUUUGUGCAAGAUGACGUCAGGAUUGUUGAUGGGUGUAUUCGACGGGCAUGGCGGGCCGGCGUGUGCGCAAGUUGUUUCGAAGCGCUUGCUGAACUAUAUAGCCGCUGCACUGCUACCUUUGGAUAUAUUACAAAAAUAUGUAAAGGACGGACUCCAGGAAAAUUUGAUAGAAACUUUUAAUGACAAAGUGCAAAUUGUAGAAGAUUUAAAACUGAUGUAUGAUAAUAGUUUCAAACAAUAUUUGGCUCAAUUAGAAGAUUUCUCUAAAAAUGGCACUGACGUGGCUAAAUGCCUCGAACACGGUAUAAUGAACUUAGAUAGUCAUUUAUCAAAGGAGGUAGUGGAUCCUUACAAGACUAAGGGCGUAAUUAAUCCAAAGACCUUAUCAGUGGCAUUGUCGGGCGCUGUGGCUUGCGUGGCUCACGUGGACGGGCCUAAUCUGCAUAUUGCCAACGUAGGGGACUGUAAUGCAGUGCUCGGCACACUCACCGAUGAGAGCGAGUGGAUUGCCAAAAAAAUAACAAAGGAGCAUAAUUCGGAGAAUUUCGAUGAGCUCAAACGAAUUUGGAGCGAGCACCCGGAGGCGGAGAGGAAGACCGUGAUAAGGAGAGACAGGCUGCUAGGAGAGCUGGCGCCUCUCCGCAGUUUAGGAGAUUACAGAUACAAGUGGUCUACCCAAAUAUUAAUGGACGUCGCGGUACCUCUAGUGGGCCAUAAGGCUAUACCACAAAACUAUCACACGCCACCAUACCUAACAGCUCAGCCGGAUAUAUAUUACCACAGGCUUACGUCCAAAGAUAAAUUCUUGAUCAUUGCUUCCGACGGUCUGUGGGACAUGAUGACUCCGCUGCAAGCGGUUAAAUUAGUCGGGGAGCACAUGAAGGGGAAAGUGUUCUUCAAUCCUUUGAAGUUACCUAGAAAAAAUAUUCAAUUGGGAGAUAUAAAUGAUUUGUUGAUUCAUAGGAAGGAGAGUUUGAAAAGUAAGCCUAAGGACAGGAAUGCUGCGACGCAUCUGAUCCGGCACGCCAUCGGCGGCACGGAGUACGGCGUGGACCACUCGCGGCUGGCGCACCUGCUCAGCCUCUCGCCCGACGUGAGCCGCAUGUUCCGGGACGACAUCACCGUCACCGUCGCUUACUUCGAUUCUGAAUUUCUAAGACAAUGUCCGACAUAAAACAAUAUUAUGUACCUGUCUGAAACUUCUAACGGUGCCUUGAAAAUGUCUAUUUGAAUAAUGUUUUGCUAGUUUAUAACAAUGUUUGUGACUACAUAUUUGUUUCAAUAUUUGAAACAUGUUGCGAUUGUGAUGCAAAAAGUCUUCUAUACAAUUGUGUUCGAUUUAGUGGACUAUUUUGCUUUUCUAUUAACUUUCGCUAUUAGUAUUUAAUAUUAUAUUAAUAUUUUGUUGUGAAUAAUUUAUUGAUAUUCGUUACAUAAUGAGUGCGCAAAUAUUUUAAAAAGAGAUGGUAGCUUUUGUUACCUUAUUUAUUAAAGAGGGAGUAGGUAUAACCAGGAGUAAAAUAUGGCAAUAUUUUCUUUAAAACAACAAAGUGCUGUGUGACUGCUUUAUUAUUGUUGUUUGUUAUUAAAUACGGUGAUAUAUUAUAAAGCAAUGUUAUUAUAAUUAUUGGUAUGUGCCAUUAAACUGCCUUAUAAAGUCUAUUAUUUUUCUAAUAGAGACAGUAUUACCUACAGCGAAACAGUCCAAAUCUAGCAUCAUAUAAAAUGUUACGACAGUUAUUAGUACCUAUUUUAGAUCUGGAAAAUAGAAUAAAAUAUUCGAAUUAA